Periophthalmus magnuspinnatus is the source of this 2479-nucleotide messenger RNA. It is a transcript of the gene cdk8, whose product is annotated as cyclin-dependent kinase 8. Lineage: Eukaryota; Metazoa; Chordata; Actinopteri; Gobiiformes; Gobiidae. The coding region runs from base 325 to 1716 and encodes 463 amino acids. Gene Ontology annotation, cellular component: mediator complex; nucleus. Gene Ontology annotation, biological process: protein phosphorylation. The record is from RefSeq and is a predicted model, not a curated record. Gene Ontology annotation, molecular function: cyclin-dependent protein serine/threonine kinase activity; ATP binding; RNA polymerase II CTD heptapeptide repeat kinase activity. The transcript has 13 exons.
AUUCAGCAUUUACGACAAUUUGCGACAGUGGCGUGCACGAAUACGACGUUGUUGGAGUAAAGUGCGUCUCUUCAGGGCAGAUACCGGCUGAGAAGCGCAGCAACAAGAGAAAGGAAUAUUUUUCGCAUUCAUUUCUUAGCAGGAUUAGCUGAACGCCUCACUCAACACUAAAAUUCUUUGGAAAGCUCCAUGUAAUAACGGGGUCGAAGAAAGGAAGGCACUGGGGAAGGCGACGAGCCGUAAUACCAAGCCGAGCUCGUUGGAGGAGUAGCCUAGUUGCAUCCUAAGCGACACAGCUCAGAUUUAACUUAUAUAGUGGUAAAAAUGGACUAUGAUUUCAAAGUAAAACUUACCGGCGAAAGAGAACGAGUCGAAGACCUGUUUGAGUACGAAGGAUGCAAAGUGGGAAGGGGCACCUACGGACAUGUUUACAAGGCAAAAAGAAAGGAUGGGAAGGAUGAUAAAGACUACGCCCUCAAACAGAUUGAAGGCACUGGAAUCUCCAUGUCUGCCUGUAGAGAGAUUGCUCUUCUGCGAGAGCUAAAACACCCCAAUGUCAUCUCACUGCAGAAGGUCUUUUUGUCACAUGCAGACCGCAAAGUAUGGCUGCUUUUUGACUACGCUGAACAUGAUCUUUGGCACAUAAUUAAGUUCCAUAGAGCAUCCAAGGCUAACAAAAAACCUCUUCAGCUUCCGAGAGGAAUGGUCAAGUCUUUGCUUUACCAGAUCUUGGAUGGCAUCCAUUACCUCCACGCCAACUGGGUCCUUCAUCGAGAUCUUAAACCAGCCAAUAUUUUAGUGAUGGGAGAGGGACCAGAAAGGGGUAGAGUAAAAAUUGCGGACAUGGGUUUUGCCCGUCUCUUCAACUCACCGUUAAAGCCUUUAGCUGAUCUUGACCCUGUCGUGGUUACGUUUUGGUACAGGGCACCAGAACUACUCCUGGGAGCUCGGCACUACACAAAAGCCAUUGACAUCUGGGCGAUUGGUUGUAUUUUUGCUGAAUUACUGACAUCUGAGCCUAUAUUCCACUGUCGCCAAGAGGACAUUAAAACCAGUAACCCUUACCACCAUGACCAGCUGGACCGUAUCUUUAAUGUAAUGGGCUUUCCUGCUGAUAAAGAUUGGGAGGACAUCAAAAAGAUGCCAGAGCACUCAACUUUGAUGAAAGACUUCAGAAGAAAUACAUACACAAAUUGCAGCCUUAUAAAGUACAUGGAAAAACACAAAGUCAAACCAGACAGCAAAGCAUUCCAUUUGCUACAGAAAUUGUUAACCAUGGAUCCCAUUCGUCGAAUCACAUCCGAACUGGCCAUGCAGGACCCCUAUUUUUUAGAAGAGCCGUUGCCAACAUCGGAUGUGUUUGCGGGUUGCCAGAUUCCCUAUCCCAAAAGGGAAUUCCUAACAGAGGAGGAGCCAGAGGACAAGGCAGACAAGAAAAACCAGCAACAACAGGGAAAUAACCACACUAACGGAGCUGGACACACUGGCAACCCUGAUAACAGCCACACACAAGGGCCACCACUGAAGAAAGUGCGAGUUGUUCCGCCCACCACUACCUCAGGGGGCCUCAUCAUGACCUCAGACUACCAGCGCUCCAAUCCACAUGCUGCCUACCAGAACCCUGGACCAAGCACAUCACUGCCCCAAAGCAGCAUGGGAUACUCCUCUACCUCCCAACAGCCUCCCCAGUACUCUCACCAGAGCCACCGCUAUUGAGACGUAUAGACUCAAGUCGUACACAAGCACUCAUUCAGCAUCGCCCUCAACAUUCCCACCUGAGAGAAUGUACUUAAGGGAUGUGGGGGGCUUCCUUGCUGUUCCCACAACAAAGAGUACCUGGCAGUUUGCUUGGCCGAAAUGUUUCUAAAAUGCCAUUCCCCAGCAUUACAAGUAUAGAGCACCUAUUUGGUAACAUUUUGCAUCCUUGCAUCUCAAAGUCAAACAGGGAGCUGAAAUAUAAUUCUUUCUAGAGCCAGUACAGAAUGGCUAGGUUUAAAACAAAUUUACAUUCUCCACUUCCCUCUUCAGUAUUACCUUCUUCUCCAGCCAGUUAUCUUGUCCAGGUUUGGCCCAGUGUCAAGGCUGCUAUGUGACUGCCAGCGCUGACAGAGAUGCUAUUUUGUUUGUGUUUUUUAAGUGUAUAGACUGUUGAGCACAGCCGCUCCAAUCUGACCCAGGCUGCUGUGAAGCAUGUUUGGAGGAUGUGUACUGCCUGCAGCUGUAGAGUGGAGGGCCCAAAGAAAAGAAUUGGAAAAAGUGUGAAAGUGAAAGAUUUUAAGUUUUAAUUUAAUCUGAUUUCAUUACUUUGUUUAAUGACAAGUGUAGCCAAGCAGUGAAGACUUUUGCUGCUAUGGGUAAGCCUUACAAACCAACACAAAUCGCUUGGAGAUGGCAGAUCAUGGAACAUACAUUGUACUGUAUUGUAUUGAAAUAUUUUACAUGAAGCAACUAUCAAGACAAUAAAAGUGGAAACACCAUA